CUGAUCUACGGCUUAGCGUCAGAUGACAAUCCACAGACCGCACGUGCCACAUCAACCGCAUGCACCUGUACACGCACUUGUGUACCGACCGUACCCAGCAUGCAUACCAACCAGAAGGCUAUACAUCACAUCACAUCAAAUCACAUCCUAGCUAAUCAUCUGUCCGACUGACUGACCCACCGACCGACCCAUCAUGAUCACAGCGUUAGUUAUCGACAAAACAGACGCGCACGCAGCCUAGGUUUAGGCCAGCUGUGUCUCUCUCUCCAUGAGCCUGCUCAGCCGCCUGCUGGCGAUGGCGGCCCCCACGUAGACAUCGGCAUGGGCGCUGACCACCUCCUGGUAGCUCCGCGACUCAACCUCAAGGUCUCGCGGAUACCCACCGCCCAUCGUCACCACCUGCACACACUCAUCCACUCGGAUGGCAUGUGUGUCUCGUGCAAGAGUGUCUCUCUCUCUCUCUCUCUCCGUGUAUAUGUGCGUGUGUGUCCUUACCACGGGCACUGGUGUGUGUUUGUCUGUCAUGGCCAUCUCGUAAACGAGGCGGUUGCGGGUCUGCAGGCCUCCUCGAGAAAGGCUGAGUUUGCCAAACCGGUCGGUUUUGAGACAGUCCACACCCGACUGAUGGAUGGGAGGGAACAUGAUUGCAUCCACACAAACAUGCACACAUGGAUUCUCUUGCCAUCACUCACUCUUUUACUGACUGACCUGGUAGAAGAUCAGAUCGGGUCUGAACUCCCGCACGAUGUCGGGGAGGGUCUUGGCCAGCAGAGACAGAUACGCACCGUCACCAGUACCUGAAUGAAACACACACCAACGAAUCGAAUGCAUGUGUGGGCCACAAAGGCACAGGCAUGCUUCUCUGCACCCUCCGGCACUUCAAUGUCCACGUGGCUUGCUUCUUUGGGAGAGAAGUAGUUGGCCGUGCAGUGCACCGACAGCGUGAACACAUUGCUCUGGUCCUGGAACAGCACGGCAUUGCCGUUGCCCUGAUGCACGUCCAGGUCCACGAUCAAGAUGCGCUCAAUGACGUCUGCAUAGUCUCGCAGCGCCACGUUGGCGGCCACCGCAAUGUCAGAAAAGGCGCAGAAGCCCUCCCCACGGUCACGGAAGGCGUGAUGCGUGCCACCUGACACACACGCAGGCAGACACGCAUAAUCCAGUUUACGGAUGCCUGUCGGGUCGGUGCAUCUCUCUUCUGCUCACCUACCUGCGAUGUGUCCGGCAAACAGCGGUCUGGUUGGCUCCUGCCCCUUCCUUUGCCGCCUCAGCGCCAGACAGACGUCGCGUGUGGCGGCCACCGUCCCUCCAACGGAACUUAGCGCCCUGUUGACGGACUCAUGGCCCCUCGGGAAGCCAAUGCGGCGGUACUGCAUGGGGUCCAGCGACCCCUCACAGAAGGCCCGCACGUACGACGGGCAGUGAGUGGUGUGGAGGUCCUCGAUGGAGGCCAGAGGGGAAGGGGCGAAGGAGGCCCAUACGGCAUUGCCCUGGUCUCGGCUGUCGGUGUUGGUGUUGGUGGUGCGUCCGAGGAGGCGCUGCAGCCUAAGCCGUACCUCUCGGUACUUGGCCUGAGAGUGCACACACGCAUACAGAUAGUCCGCCUGGCGGGACCAGCGGGAAUCGGUGAAUGCAUUCAUCGAUUCACGAAGAGGUGGGUGCAUCCAUCGUAUUAUCUAUCCUUCGUAAAGAUGACUGACUCCGUCUGACUUCGUGGUGGUGUGUCGGGUCGGGCUUACCAUCGGGAACUUGUGGUCGGGCGGCAGCGUCACUUCGAACAGAUCUGCAUCGCAUUGCAUCGCAUCGCCCUCAUUGCACAAACAGACAGCCAAUCCCCCCACAACCAUGCGUCAUGCGGAUGCUCACCGUUGUAAUAGAGGCUGAGGUAAGCAGGAUAGAAGCCUGGCCUCGUUGCCGCUGCCCUGCGCACUUCUCUCGACGACCAUCUGGCCGAUUGUGGAGCCGCCGUCAGCUGGGAUCUAGCAGAUCUAGCAUCCGCGAGCCCUCUGCCGACAGUAGCAGCCCAGAAGCUGCUCAUCGCCGCCACCCACCCAAACCACGCCAUUCAACAGCAACCAUAGUUGUGCACAAGAUCUCGUCAAAGAUGAUCUCCGCCUUCGCAGACUUCCGGCAACUGUGUUUCCCUCUCCGGUGCCUUCUUCCAACAGCAGCAGCUUCCUUGCGAGCGCGAGCUGUU
Messenger RNA from Vitrella brassicaformis, 2197 nucleotides. The record is from the annotation of a GenBank genome assembly. NCBI's taxonomy places the organism in Eukaryota, Vitrellaceae.